AUCAUGACAUCUUUAAGUGUUAUGCAGAUGACACUCAAUUAUACCUGCUGAUUGAGGACACUAAGCUUAGUUUGCAAGAUUCUCUGUAAGAUUUAUUGUUUGGUUUUUGUUUUUAAAGCAAAACUGGAUGUUGCAACCAAAUCACCUUAGAAAUGUUACAUAAGUAAGAUCCGCUUUACAUUUUAGACACACAAACCUUAUCUGAUCAGACUACGCCGACUAUCUCAUCAACCUGUGAUUACUGCAACAGGCUCUUAACUUGUUUUAAUCAUAAAACUACAUGCUGUUCAGAACUCAGCUGCAAGGCUUUUAACAGGACUGAAUAACUGUGUGCAUCAAACUGAACUGUUCACACCAGUUCUUCUCAUCAUUUUAUAUGAAUGUUUAACAGUUGUGCCUCUUGAUUUCAUUCCUUAAAGACGCCCACACACCAACACAGAACACUCAAGCCUGAUAAACUGCUGUGGUAAAGAAAUGUGUGGUCAAAAAAUGCUGCGACCUCCUAAUUAUAGAUCUUUGUGUGUGUGUGUGUUCAUAUACAAUAUUUGGACUUAUGAGUAACAGUAAUGAUGGCAGAAGGCUGAUAAGCCUGUAUUUCAUCGCAUCACAAGUUUUUCUAAGUUCCUCAAUUUAAAAAUAGGAACUGUGUUUGAUCAGAGUAAAUAUUCACACUGUCCCCAUGCCUUGUAAUGUCUCCCCAGUUAGAGGAAACAUUUGACAGGAAAUGAAAUGCACUUCAACACUCAUACUUGUGAAUAGUAUUUAUCGGACUGGAUCGUGUGAACUACUGUGUGCUUGAUGAUCCUCUUCAACCCUCAUUUCCAGUCACCAGUCAGAUUGUGUAAGCCAUGAUCUGAGGUGUUAAAGUCUGCAUUAUCUCUGUGGAUGCAUACUUGCUAUCACACAUGCUGCACUCACGCACAUCCAUCAUGUCUCAGUCUGAACCCUGUGCAACGGUGUGGGACUGGUUGUGCAUGCUUCGCCUAGAGCAGUAUUGUGAGGUAUUUCAGGGUGCCGGGCUUGCAACAUUACAACAAUGUCGCAGCCUCACAGCAGAUCAGCUGGAGCAGAUGGGCAUCACCCUGCCGGGUCAUCGGAAACGCAUCUUGGCUAGCCUGAACAAGUCAUAUGGCAAUAGUGAUCCACACUGUCAGUUUGACCAGUAUGAGAAAGAACAGAAGUUGGUUGAGGCAGGACAUGUCAAAGUGUUGCAGAGACCUGUACCCAUCCCAGUGGAUGAAAAACCCUUCCUUAAAGAAGGGGAGAAAAGAGAUGGAGAGGCCCAAAGGCCUACCCCUAGGGAAAGAGAGAAACCAGUCCCCAGGGUGAGACAAGUAUCCAAGGUGAAAGAGGAAAGUGGAGAUGGAGGACAGAAGAAGCCGGUUUCUGGACACAGGCAACCAGCACCAAGAGGAAAAAGAGAGGAAGAGAGGGAUGGAGGAAGAGACGGAGAGAGGGAGAAGCCUGUGCCUAAAGAAAGGACUAAGUUUCGCAGUUGUUCUCCAGUGGACUGUCACCCGAGCCUCCUUGUCUCUCCAUGUUCUGACACCUCUUUACCCCCUGUCCCCCCACGAAGCACCCCCAACUGCCCUCCACAGCGCUUCACUUCUCCCCUGAGCCCCUCACCUCCUCCCCGAACCCCUGCCUCCCCUAAACUGGACAGACUUGAACUUAAACCCCUGGCUGUACAGAGGAGAUCUGGGUGUCAGACUGUUACCCCGACCAACACCCCCACCCAUACUCCAACACAUGCACCUCUCCAUCCUCCCAACUUUCCGUCUGCCCAAACCCGUCCACAGACAUUAGCCAUUCACCCACCUGCCCAACAUUUGGAUAGUGAUGGAGUAAGAAAAACUUCACCCAUCUCCAACAUUGGUUCCUUGAGUGAUGACAGAAAUGCUCCGCCUCUCCCUCGAAAAGUAGGUGCAACACCUAAAGGCCCUCCACCAAUCCCCCAGCGGUUACCUGCACAGUCUCCCAGAACCCACAGCCCCUCUCCCACCAAGACGGUCACCGAUGAGAUACAGAGAGACCAGACUCCACAUGUUCCACCUCGCAUCAGGACACCCCAAGCUCUAGACAACGCACAGCAGUCAACUCAACCAGCUCUGCCUGUUAGGAUUGUCUCCCAGCCUCUGCAUGAGUCCAGGUUGGAUGAACCUGAUCAUAGUUCUGAUGACUACGAGGAUCCAGAUUUGUUUUCUCCCGAUGUUCAUCGAAUGAACACACCAGACAGGGAUAUGUCCCUGCAAGUGCCUGAGCAAAAGGGACGAUACAAUUCUUUGUACAGUGACGAUGAGCUGUUGGAUGAUGAUGAACCUGGGCUAUGGCAGGAUGAGGGCCUCAGCAGCCUGAAAGGCAGUGUCUACCUGCCCAGCUAUGGCAGACUGUCUUCAGCCGCUAAAGAAGACAGCUCUCAGCUCACUUCUGUCAUCAAGAUGGGCUGGCUGGACAAGAAUCCACCUCAGGGGGCCCUUUAUUAUCAGAGGCGAUGGGUUAAGCUUGAUGCUGACUACCUGAGAUACUUUGACAGUGACAAGGACGUGUAUUCUAAGGGGAUCAUCUCUACUGCCUUCAUCACUAAUGUGAACAGUGUGGGAGAGCUGAAGUUUGAGGUUGUCACAAACAACCGAACGUUUAUUUUCAGGGCGGAAAGUGAAGCUGAGAGAAAGGACUGGGUGUCUGUACUGCUGGACUGCACCAGGGGGCGCCCUCUGCAUAGCACCAUGAGCCCUGGCUCACCUUUGACCCCAGACUAUCAGGGCUAUCUAGAGCUCAGAGGCUUACGCUCCAAGCUUUAUACUGUUGUCGCCUCAGAUAAAGUUUUCCUCUACAAAGCCAUCGACGACUAUCGUAUAGGAAUCGGCAUCACAUCCAUUGAGAUGAAUGUUGGAAAUGUUAAGAACACAGAUCGUCGUAGCUUUGAUCUCACCACACCUUAUCGCAUAUUCAGUUUCAUCGCAGAAUCAGAGCAACUGCGAGAGCAGUGGGUGGAUGCUAUGCGGAAUGCUAUAGGUGAGGCAUUGUCGAACCGCGAGGUGGCAGAGCGGAUCUGGGCGGAGCCUAGCAACAGUCUCUGUGCCGACUGUGGGGCUCCCAAUCCGGAAUGGGCUGCUAUCAACUUGUGUGUGGUGGUCUGCAAACGAUGCGCAGGAGAGCACAGAGGACUGGGUCCAAGCAUCUCAAAAGUUCGUAGCCUGAAAAUGGACAGAAAAGUCUGGACAGAAGAGCUUAUACAGGUGUUCCUGUUGCUAGGCAAUGAGCGGGUAAACAGUUUCUGGGCAGCCAACAUCCCACCAAGUGAAGCUUUGACACCCUUCAGCUGCAGCGAAGAGAGACGGCGCUUCAUCACCAACAAAUACCGCCAGGGCAAGUACAGGAAGUACCACCCUCUGUACGGAAACCAGAGAGAGCUCAACAAUGCUCUGUGUAUAAAUGUGCAGAGCAGCGAUGUCCUGGAGACAUUAAGCCUGAUUUUCUGCGGUGCAGAUGUAAAUUGUUCAACUGGUAUUGCAAGUUGUCCCUCCCCUCUCUCCCUGGCCAGCGCACGCUCACAACCCUUGCAGGCAGAGUUAUUAAGCCACAAUCUCAACACAGAGCUACCACGGUCAGAGGUGGUCGGGACCAUGGAGACGAGACAUUACUCACCACCAUCUUGUGUGUCUCACAAUGGUUUCCUGUUCAAGACUGGAUCCAUGGCUCGGGCUAUCACAGAACGCAAGGCUAGAGAGGAGUUCAGUCGACGCUGGUGUACACUGAAUGAUGGCACCUUCAGCUACUAUGAGAGUGACAAGAACUCAAACCCUAACGGGGCCCUGAAGGCCUCAGAGAUAGUGUGUUUGGCUGUCGACCCGCCUGAAAGACAUGGGUAUGACCAUACCUUUGAACUCUACUCAGAGUCAGAGCGUCUGUAUCUGUUUGGCACUGAUGACCCAGACAGCCACAAGGAAUGGGUCAAGUCUAUCGCCAAGAGCUUCAUCCCAGCCACUGCAGAGCCUUUACUGAGAUUGAGCUUUGAGCGGAUUGGGCGGCUGAAGUGUAAAGAUGGCCUGAACCUACAAACAUCCAAGGUUGGCUGGUUUGCUCUGGUGGGCUCCACACUUCAUGCCUACCUGGCAGACAGCCAGGGAGAGGAGAUCCACCUCCGCAAGCUGAAUGAACUCUCAAUUCAACAAGACAAUGAAGUGCUGGUUCUGGUGGAGAGAGGCAGAACUCUGUACAUAGAGGGAGAGAGGAAGUUGGAUUUCGCCGGCUGGUGCGGUGCCAUCCAGGCGGCAGCAGGGAGUGGAGGAGACACACUGAGCCAGCAGCAGCUGACGGAGACAGACAUACCUGUCAUUGUACACAGCUGCAUUGCCUACAUCACUCAGUGCGGCUUGACGUCUGAAGGGAUAUAUCGUAAGAGUGGAGUGAAUUCCCGUGUGGCAGCGCUGUGCGAGAGUUUCCGCCGUGAUGCACGCAGUGUUCGUCUGAGGGAGGGAGAGCACCAGGUGGACGAUGUCUCCAACACACUCAAACGCUUCUUCAGGGAGUUAGGAGAGGGGCUGUUCAUGGCGGAAGAUGCCAGCUCCUGGCUCAGCAAUGCUGCCGUUCAGGAUGAAAGCAUGAAAAUCUCGCAAUACCAACUUCUUCUGAACAGACUGCCUAGUGUCAACAAGGCUACACUACAAGCCCUUAUCAACCACCUUUAUUGCGUACAGCGGUUUUCUGAGAUGAACCAGAUGAACCUUCAUAACCUUGCCAUAGUGUUCGGUCCCACGCUGUUCCAGACCGACGGGAAGGACUUUGCUGCCGGCCGCGCCAUAGAGGACCUCAUACAGCACUACACGCUCAUCUUUGAGGUGGAUGAGCAACAACUAAAGAGGCAGCUAGAGGAGAUCACUGUGAUCAUCCAAGUGCGAGAGAAACUCAACACAAAAUUUCCUAGUACUGAACCUGGAGGACACUUCAUCUGUACAGUGUACCUGGAGGAAAAGAAGGACACAGCAGAACAGCAUGUCAAGAUUCCUGGUUCUAUGACAGCAGCAGAGCUAUCCUGUGAGAUUCUGGACCGGCGUAACAUCCCGGUUAAAGACAAAGAGUACUGGAGCUGCUGGGAGGUCAGCGAAAAGGAGGAAAUGGAACGUCCACUGCACUAUCAGGAGCGAGUCUUGCCCAUCCUUCACUCAAUCGGCACUGACUCCCAUCUGCUCAUCAGGAAACACCUCGCAAUGGACGCAAUGAUCCUCUACCUGGCCAGUAAAGUGGAUCCAUCCAAACAUGGGUUGAUGAAAUUUAGAGAAGAGCGAAGCAUUUUGGGACUGGGAAGUUUCCAUGACCGAUAUUUCAUCCUCAAUUCCAACUCUCUCAGGAUGUACAAGGAAGUCAGAAGUAAUCGUCAAGAGCGUGAUUGGCCAGUGAAAAACCUAACAGUGUACCUGGGUAUUAAGAAGAAGCUCCGUCCUCCCACAUGUUGGGGUCUGACGGUGGUGUAUGAGAGUAAGAAACAAGAGAAGCCAGAGAGACAGCAGUGGUAUCUCUGCUGUGACACCCAGACAGAUAUGAGGGAGUGGUAUGCUACUUUUCUCAGUAUCCAGCAUGAUGGAAACGUGUGGCCUCAGGAAGGACUCCAGCAGACGCGGGUGAGCCGUGUGAUGCCGGACACACGUCAUGGUAACGUGUCACUGAUACCACUGCGUGGCAGUGAGAAUGAGAUGCGGAACAGCGUUGCUGCUUUCACUCAAGACCCGCUUGCUGUGAGUCAACCAGCCAAUCAUUGGGACUAAUCUAGGACAAGCCAGGAAGCUCACUCUAGAAGCUAAUGGCCAAUCAGAGACAUUCAUGCUGUACCGGUGGCCCAGACCCUCAAAGUUAAUCCUCACCGAAGACAGGAACAAAUUUACACCGAAUGUGUGCUAAUUUUGUAAUAUGUACUUUUCAUUUGGAGUUCUGAACUCUAUUAAAAGUUCUCUUAGUUUAAAUAUAUUUGAGAUACAUGACUGUGCUUCAGAAUCCUACUUUUGCGGGUGCGUGCACAUUCAUUAUUUGUCUUUUCUUUUUAUCAUUAACUCUUGCCAAAGAAGGACAGGAGUUGAGGGCUGCACCUGUACAGCAUCAGUAAUCUCUGUUCCAUGAUUCAUCUUUGAUUUAGCUAUCAUGACAGGAUCUGGAUUCUGAAACUGUGAGUUUUUACCAAAAAUAGACUCCAACAGUGUGUGUGUGUGUGUAUGUGUGUGUGUGUGCUUUUAUGAGUCUAGAUUCCAAAACAAAAGAAUAUAUUAUGAAUAUGUGUCUGGGUUGAAAACCUGUUUAAGAAUCCAGAUGAUGUGAGGAGGAGUAGAUGGCAGCAUCUCCAUAUUGUAGGAGGUUUGGACAGAGAACCAACUAAAACAGAAGAGUUAUUCUGGCAAGGCUCUGGCAAAGCAUCAAAACACCCAAGGAACAACAGAAUUGAAGACCAACACAUUUGAAAUGAACUCAAGCCUGCAGGCAGGCAAUGGUUAACACUGUGUUUCACAGAGCUGAUGCCACACCAGCUCACGGAUUUGUGUACUUGGCAAGAGUUGAACAAAAAUCACCGUUGGUUUGUUGGACUAUAUUUCAAGCAUGCUGACUUUAAACCAGACCUAUUCAACAACACCAACAUCACCCUCUCCAUCUGUUCUCUGAUUUUCAUAGAAGCUUUGACUGCAGCCAAAAUAUUUAACUCUAACUCUACACUCUAGGUGUCGGAUGUCCAGAUGUCCACAAUCUGAUGAUGUAGUUGCCUCCUCCUGCUGUCAGUUUUGGAAAUAUCUCCAAUACUGGCUCUUCUAUCAGAUCGGCAUUCCUUAUUGGCUGAUACGCAAUCACAUGCCACUCAUUAGUUUGUUGCCUACUGUAGCAACACAUAAGAAUUCAACUCUUUGGAAAUAACACGAUUCCAGAGUUGCUGUGUUGUGGAUUUGCAGGUAUUUUCUUUUGAUCUUUGUCUGUUCAGCGUAUUGGCAGGAUACAGUUUAUGUUGGGAGUGAGAGUGGAGGUGUGAUUGCAAUGGUGAUGGGGUAGCAGCAGAAGCCGGGUUUUUGCAGGAUGUUUGUGUGCGUGUGGGUGGAGGCGGGAGAUUCACUGCAUAUUGAUGUGCAAUUUUCAGUGUGAUGUGAAAGGGUAAAUGUGAAAAAACUGUUUGUGUGUGGGGGGGAGAGAGGGAGAGAGAGAGAUACUCUCAAGGUGAGUCCAAAUGAUGUUUUGGUGUGAUAUUGGAAUGUUAAUAUCACAGCAUCUGUCUUUCUCCUCUCUGUCAUGCUCAGUACAAGUCUUCUUCACACUUCUCUUGUUUAGUUAUACAAAUACCACCUGCCUGCCUCUUCAUCUCUUUCACCCUGUGUUUCCCUCCUGUCUUCAGUCCAUCACUGUCCUCACCUUCCUCUGUUUCUGUACCUCCCAGUUUUCUCCCAUCUGUCCAUCUCCUUCCCUGUCAUAACCCUGUCUGUUGUUUGUC
This is a messenger RNA of Scatophagus argus, 7459 nucleotides long. Its product is annotated as arf-GAP with Rho-GAP domain, ANK repeat and PH domain-containing protein 1-like. Lineage: Eukaryota; Metazoa; Chordata; Actinopteri; Scatophagidae. The coding region runs from base 906 to 5765 and encodes 1619 amino acids. Gene Ontology annotation, molecular function: GTPase activator activity; phosphatidylinositol-3,4,5-trisphosphate binding; protein binding. The transcript is spliced from 32 exons. Gene Ontology annotation, biological process: signal transduction; positive regulation of GTPase activity. The record is from RefSeq and is a predicted model, not a curated record.